Messenger RNA from Liolophura sinensis, 4522 nucleotides. Its product is annotated as orexin receptor type 2-like. The transcript is spliced from 4 exons. Gene Ontology annotation, cellular component: plasma membrane. The record is from RefSeq and is a predicted model, not a curated record. Gene Ontology annotation, biological process: G protein-coupled receptor signaling pathway. The coding region runs from base 1629 to 2834 and encodes 401 amino acids. Lineage: Eukaryota; Metazoa; Mollusca; Polyplacophora; Chitonida; Chitonidae. Gene Ontology annotation, molecular function: G protein-coupled receptor activity.
UUGUUGUGUGCGCCGGACCGCACUACACUCGCUCGUCUUAUCAGUGUUGUUAAACCCACGUGUCUUAUGUGAAUUAGAACAAUACACUGCUUGAUUCUGAAUCACUACCGUUAGAUGUAAGGCCUACUUCAGGUUAUGAGGGGUUAGCGGGACGAUCUAUAGGCAUUGCACGGAUUGAGAAUAAGCCCACCAGAACGAGGGGCCUCACAGUUUAGCCGGCACAAACAGUCCUGUGUGUCUCACAGAGUUAUUCUGUCAUGAUGCACUCAACUCAGUCUCCACCAUGGUUGACUGACUGUCUGCUUGUAAAUGACUGACGAGAACCUUGCUCGGCAGAGAACAAGCAAUUUCCAAGUCACUGAUCUUUUUCCGUGGCUUACUGCAUGUUGGUAAAUUACAGAUAACAUCAAUAAUGUGAAAUCCAAAAUUUUUGACAGUGGUGCCAUAGAGGAGGGAACGUAUUUACGGCUUUAAAGAAUCUGCCUGCAUGUCCUCCUUACGGCUCCGUAACAGCGGGAUCCCACGGCAGAGUGUGUGCGUGUUCAGAUACAGAUAUUGGUACGUGCCGACGGUCUGUGAGCUGAGAUUUUGAAUGGCAUCCCAUCCCGUGUAGGACGAAGUCAACAUGAUGCCUCACUCAUGGUCAGAUCGCAAAUGGUGAAGUCAACAUGAAGCAUCACUCAGGAUCAGAUCACAAAUGAUGAAGUCAACAUGAUGCCUCACUCAUGGUCAGAUCACAAAUGGUGAAGUCAACAUGAUGCCUCACUCAUGGUCAGAUCACAUAUGGUGAAGUCAACAUGAUGCCUCACUCAGGAUCAGAUCACAAAUGACGAAGUCAACAUGAAGCAUCACUCAGGAUCAGAUCACAAAUGAUGAAGUCAACAUGAUGCCUCACUCAUGGUCAGAUCACAAAUGGUGAAGUCAACAUGAUGCCUCACUCAUGGUCAGAUCACAUAUGGUGAAGUCAACAUGAUGCCUCACUCAGGAUCAGAUCACAAAUGACGAAGUCAACAUGAAGAAUCACUCAGGAUCAGAUCACAAAUGACGAAGUCAACAUGAAGCAUAACUCAGGAUCAGAUCACAAAUGACGAAGUCAGCAUGAUGCCUCACUCAUGGUCAGGUCACAAAUGCUGAAGUCAACAUGAUGCCUCACUCAUGAUCAGAUCACAGAUGCUGAAGUCAACAUGAUGCCUCACUCAUGGUCAGAUCACAAAUGGUGAAGUCAACAUGAUGCCUCACUCAUGGUCAGAUCACAAAUGGUGAAGUCAACAUGAUGCAUCACUCAGGAUAAGAUCACAAAUGAUGAAGUAAACAUUAUGCCUCUGUCAGGCUCAGAUCACAAAUGGUGAAGUCAAGAAUAUAACUCAGUCAGGAUCAGUUCACAUGUGACGAAGUCAAGAUUUUAACUUAGUCAGGAUCAACUGACAAAUGUGCAAGUCAACGUAAUGGCUCAAUGAAGAUCAGUUCAUCAGUGAUUAACAAAGUGAACAUAGCCCAUCCAAGAGAAGUUCACAAGUGAGAGGGCAACAUCUGAACUGACACGCUUGCGAAGAAUAUGGUUUACAGCACUAUCUAGGUUUGGGGAGGAGACCAAGCCACGUCUCGUACCGCUUCAACUCAAUCCCAAGAUGGCGGACAAUUGCAGCAAUGACCUAUAUCUUCACAAUGCAUCUCUCCUGGAAAUGCUGGAGGAGGCCACGUUCUGGCAAAUGGCGCCGGUCACAGCAUACAUGGUAGUUAUCAUGGUGACAGGAAUUGUGGGAAACAGUCUGGUAUGCUACGUACACGGGCUGAAGAUGAAAAAAUCGACAGCUAACUCCUUCAUUCUGUGGUUGGCUGUUCUCGACUUGACCACGUGCUCGAUCGGGUUGCCAAUGGAGACGUAUGAUCUCGUGAAACAUUACACAUUCGGGAUGCCGAUUUUUUGUAAGAUUUUGCGGUUCAUAGUUUAUCUUACGACCGUAACCGCGGUAAUCACUCUCGUGUUCAUCGCCAUCGACAGAUACUGCAAAAUCUGCCGGCCAUUGAAAUCAUCCCCAGUGCGCAGGUGCCGUGUUGUUGUUGUAGUGUCUCUAACCGUCGGCGCCUUGUUGUCAUGGCCGGCAUUGUUCCUUUUCGGAACGAAAAUGAUAAAAACAGAAUAUGCAGGUUUGUGCGGAAAAGAUUGCAGCAUUGACGACUCCAUGAUAGGAUCGAAUGUGCCAAAAAUUUACCUUUCCGUUUUAAUGCUGGCGUUUUUCACCGGAGCUAUAGUUCUGGUGGUUUUGUACACACUGAUCGGUGUCCGAGUGUACAGGAGAAGUCAGUCGGUUAUAGGAGAGCACGUGCAGUCGAGUAUUAUUCGUCCGCAAACCGGAAAUAGGACAACUGGUUCACUCUCCUCGCCGACGCCAAAAUCCCCAAAUGAAGCUUCCCAAAAGCGAAGAAUUGAUAGCCAGUCUGCCCCAAUGGAUAAACGAUAUAAAUUAGGUAGAACUGGGUUAAUCUUCCUCACCAUCACACUGGUUUUCAUACUCAGUUUUCUGCCAAGCCUCGCUCUGAUGACUGUGCGCGCCGUGCGAAGAGGUUUCACAGCCUCGCUUUCAGAUGCGGAAUUCACUUUGUACAGCUUCGGUCUGCGGACCUACUUCCUGAAUAACGCUGUGAAUUGUUUGAUAUACGGAUUUCUCAACCCUUUGUUCAAGAAAGAGUGUGUUAAAAUUGGUAGGAAGAUAAAACUGUCUUUUGCGGCGGUCUGCUGUAUGUCAAGGAGGAAAAACAGUCCAGCGAAGAAAGCCAGUGUGACCAUCAGCAAAUCUGACAAUGUGACGGAAGAAAGUUUACAACGUGUUUAGCUCGAUUCGUUAUGUAAAGAGAAAAAAUCUACAGACUGUGCACCGCGAUUACUUAAGUAAGGUAAGAAAGUCUACAAUAUGUAGAGCUUAAUAACCCGUGUGACCAGAAAACUACAAACUGUUGAGGUAGAGCUCGAAUGCAUCGGUAACGGAAGAAAUACUUCAACCAAUAUAGCUAGAUUAUUUGUCUCACGCAAGAAACUCUUGAUACUGUGGAGCCGAAUAACUCCAAUAAGUCAACGACCUGUGGAGCUCUAUUGCUUAAGUCACGGAAACAAUUUUGGAAAGCGGUAAUGCAGAUAACAGGAAAAAGUCUACAAACUGUUUAACGGCAGAAAUUCUGUUUUUGUAACUCCAGGGUUUCGUUCCAAUAACGAAGGGACAGUCAACAACCUGUCGAUCAGCAGUGGAAAUAAUUAACAUUGUGUGAUCACUGGAGCUCAAAAAUCCAUUCCACAGUAUUUACAUUUAAAAUUAGUUGCACGAAACGCUCAUAACGUUAGAUACAAGUAACUAAUUCCAAUGUCGCCUUUCAUGACUGGACCGGUUUCACGAAACGUUCGCAAUGUUUCUAGCUGGAACACUACGUAAGAUAACGCAGGGGUUAGCACCGGCCACAUGGGUUUAAUUCCACGCGGACAAUUUCACCAAAAAAUAACAGUUCGAAUCCUACCUUACAUUUGGUAUGCAUUGAUUCCCGGAGUGGACCAAAUUAUGGGUAUUUCACAGCAAGCAUUGGUGAACCGUCUUUUAACAAUAAUCCAGCCGUUUAAACUUUUAAAUCGAAAAAUUUAAGUCAAACCAACGUCUGCCAUGUUUUGAAUUCGAACUUCCGCCAAUCCCGGCAAGAUACGUGUUGAAUGUUCGUAUUAGACAAACUGUUAACAACGAAAUCCAAAUUCUAUAGUGCCCUAGCUUAUGUCUGCGGAAGUUUGAAUUCAAAACAUGGCGGACGUUGGUUCGACUUGUUCGAUUUAAAAGUUAAAAUGUUAGAUGCACGUAACUCGAUCCUGUGUCGUCGUUGUGCCUUUUAAAGUAGCACUAGUCUGGAGAAUCUCACAUAACCCUGAAUGCAUGUGAUUUUCAUGCGUGUCGACGUUGUGCCUUUUAUUGUGAGAUUAUGUAGUUUCACAAAGUGCACGUGACUAUCGUGUCGACGUUGCGCCUGUUAAAGGGACAUUAUGCUGCCUAAACAAAGUCAGGUAGACUUUCAUGCAUGUCGACAUUAUGCAGGAAUCUCGCUUCACGAACUCAGCACGUGAGUAGCUAAGUUAAAGUCACGAGAGCUUUUUCAGAUCGGCGAUGGCUGCAUGUAUAAAUAGUUAAUGUGUAUGGAAAUUGUUUAAGGCUUGGUUAAACACCUAUUCUCAAGAACCACCCAUAUCGUUAAAAAAUGCGGGACUCUCUUGCGUGUGGACGUUAUGCCUUUUCAGCAGGCUGGUUUCACGAAGUACUUGUAACGAUACAUGGACGUAACUCCCAUGUCGACGUUACGCCUUUUGCAGGUGGCUGGUUUCACGAAGUACUUGUAACGAUACAUGGACGAAUGAUCAUAUAAUGGCCUGCGUUUCUGAUCAUCAUGCAUCAGUGUAUGAAUGAAUCAUGUUCAUGUUUUACACACAUUACAGAUUUCAUUCUGACUCUUUGUAUAUUUUCUUGCUUGUAAUAAUAAAAACAGUUUAAAUCUU